AUGACCAAACCUCCUUCUCCUCCAGUUGUCUAUAACUGCUCAUGCACUCCCAAUGGUACUGUCACCCCUCCUCCUCCUCCUCCCCCUCCAUAUUAUACUCCUCCACCUGAUUAUAUUGUCAAGUACGACUACAAAGCUGUUGUAGCGGUUUCCGUUUCUCUAGGGGGCCUCUUGGUCGCUUUUCUCGUACUAGGCGUUUUCUGUCUUGCAAAACUCAAAAAGAAGCCCCUAUAUCCUCCACCUUCACCACCACCUACUACACCCCCUCCAAAUCCAUAUGCCCCAGUUCAUCACCCACCACCACCACCACCACCACCACCACCACCACCACCCGUGACCACUUCCUAUCAAUCCAUUGAGAUUCAAGAAUCUGGAUAUGCUGCUGCUGCUGCAGGUAGUGAACCAUCUUAUGAACCUGUGCCAGUCCCUCAUGAUCAUGCCCAUCACAACUAUGGCUAA
Sphenostylis stenocarpa is the source of this 459-nucleotide messenger RNA. The record is from the annotation of a GenBank genome assembly. NCBI's taxonomy places the organism in Eukaryota, Viridiplantae, Streptophyta, Magnoliopsida, Fabales, Fabaceae.